Eruca vesicaria subsp. sativa (arugula) is the source of this 1019-nucleotide messenger RNA. Lineage: Eukaryota; Viridiplantae; Streptophyta; Magnoliopsida; Brassicales; Brassicaceae. The record is from the annotation of a GenBank genome assembly.
GCUUUGGAAAAAAAAAUGCAGAAGCACAAAUGCAAGCUCUGUUCCAAGAGUUUCUGUAAUGGCAGAGCACUUGGAGGUCACAUGAAGUCUCACUUGGUCUCAUCAUCACACACGCCGACUCGAAAGAAACUCGGUGACUCGUCUUCGUCUUCUUCAGACGGUAAAACUCUUGUCUACGGGCUGCGAGAGAACCCAAGGAAGAGUCUCCGUGUCUUUAAUCCAGAGUCAUCCAUCGUUUACAACAGCGAGACCGAGACCGAGACCGAACCUGAAUCUUUAGCUCCGGUUCGGAAACGAGGCAGAGCAGUGGUUUCCAAGAACAAGAAGAAGAAGAAGAUGAUGAGUCAUAUUAGCUCCAACGAGUCACCAGAACCGGUGAGUUCUGUCUCCGAUGGUUCUCAAGAACAUGAUUUAGCCAUGUGUUUGAUGAUGCUCUCGAGAGAUUCAAGAAAGAUUGAGCUUGUCAAGAAACCAGUUUUUGUAGAGGAAGAGAUGAAGCCGGAAAAGAGACAUUUCCCGGAGCUCCGCCGAUGUGUGAUAGAUCUGAAUCUUCCUCCACCGCAAGAAAACGAUGUUGUCACCGUAGUUUCAGCCAUAUAAAAGAGAUGAGGGUUUCAAGAGGUUAUUGGAUACAGUCAAAAAUCAAAACAUCUUGUUGCUUUGUGGCUUCUUCAGGGUCAGUAUUGUUCUUUAAACUAGAAUACCAUUUAUUGGUUUGGGAAUCUUUUAUCAAACAAUUUAGUUUUGAUUUAAGACAGGAGAAAAACCAAGCAAAAAGUACGACUUCAAGAUUUGUUUUUCAGUUUUUAAGGUCGUGGAUGAUGAUGAUAAUAUAUUGUUGGAUCUUUGUUAUGUUAUUUUGAUAUUUAGAAGUCUUGAGUUGAUUCUUUUGCAUGAUCUUUGGAUCUUGGAUAUUUGUUAAUUAACGUGUUUUUUUUUAAAAGAAACUUUCAUUUCAUACUGUAUUUUUGUACACAAGUGUGUGUGCUACGCUGCUAGUCUUUUUUUAAUAAUGUAAA